Messenger RNA from Blumeria graminis f. sp. triticale, 243 nucleotides. Lineage: Eukaryota; Fungi; Ascomycota; Leotiomycetes; Helotiales; Erysiphaceae. The record is from the annotation of a GenBank genome assembly.
AUGUUCCUGAGGCGAGGGCACACAAAUUUCCAACCCAGAUGCAGCUUUAUGGACAAGCAACAAGUGUCCAACGAAUCUCGAACAGGCAGAAAUUGCGUACCUGCAAUAAAUGUUUUGGCUCCCACGCCACGAGAACCUGCGCUCGCCAGUUUAAAUGCAGCUCUUGCGGAAUGGAUUCUCACGAAGGUCUAUCCUCACGACAAGUACAGUACCCAAAAGCCGUGGACCUCAAGAAUCCACUGA